Molecule: messenger RNA, 3153 nt
Organism: Colletotrichum lupini
Lineage: Eukaryota; Fungi; Ascomycota; Sordariomycetes; Glomerellales; Glomerellaceae
Exons: 5
Coding region: 1-3153 (1050 amino acids)
Source: RefSeq, a predicted model, not a curated record
AUGUCGGCCAACGAUACGCAGUUUUUCAAACAAUCCUUGAGGUCUGAAUACUGGAUCAACUUCAAUGUCGACAAGAAGUUCAGUCUUGCCGGAGUUGAUGAACCCGAGCUCGAUAGUGAGGACAAGGAACUGGUCCGGACAUGGGCAUCUACCAAGGGUGCAACCAAGACAGCCCCAGGCCAAACUCAAUCUUCGUCCCUGUACCGUCCCAUACUCGAUCCUUUCGAGAUUCGCGUGCUCGAGAUCUUGCCAGGCACCGGCGAUGACAGAUUACGUGGCCGCCUUCGUCACUGCUCACUCGAACUCCAGGCAAGGUUUGCUCUCGCUGUCGAUGGAUCCGCCACGCCGAUAGUGUACACGGCGCUCAGCUACACAUGGGGCCCGAACGCGUUCGAUGAGGCAAUCGAGUGCGAAGGUCACGUCAAGAAUAUCACAAAGUCUCUCGCGGUUGCUUUGAGGGCUUUCCGUCAAGAGGAUCGCUCAGUUGUGAUGUGGAUAGACCAGAUCUGUAUCAACCAAGACGACAACGAAGAGAAGGCACAGCAGAUACCCUUGAUGUCGCGGAUCUAUCAGAAUGCUAUGAACACCGUCAUUUGGUUGGGUGAAUCAACUUCGAAUUCUGCUUCCGCCAUUAAGUUGCUGGAAGACGCUAGGUUGCUCUUGCAGUUUACGGAGAAGACUAUUGGGCCGGACGAAUUCGAGGGGCUUAAUCUCCCCUCAGAAAGUUCGGAGGUUUGGAAAGCCCUGUGGGACUUUCUCUCGCGCCCGUGGUUCACGCGACUUUGGAUCAUUCAGGAAGUCAUCCUCUCCUUUGACUCUUGGGUCGUAUGCGGCAAUCAUAUGGCUACGUGGGACGUCUUGUCAUUGGCCUGUCUACAUCUCUGGACCUGUGGCAUCUCGAGAUGGCUAGGGGAGAAGUUCAAUUCUGGGAGCCGCGCACUUGACCAUCAGAGGGAUCUUUGUGAGUCGGUACAGCACCUCAGCAGCAUGAAGUCAAGCUACCACAGUACGGCCAUGCCGCUGUUCGACUUAUUGAUAGAGUCCAGAGAAGCCAAGUGUUACGACAAUCGGGACAAGGUGUAUGGUCUACUUGGUGUCUGUCAAGAUCAGGACAGGUCUGCGAUUAGACCAAGCUACGCAGACGAAUUUCCCGUAACUCAUCUCUAUCGCGACAUAACGAUACGUCACCUGGAUAACAACAAAGGCAGCUUGAGACUCGGCGUGGUCCUUACCUGCGUAGACCAUGAGUCUAUCGAUCUGCCAUCGUGGGUACCAGACUGGAGAAAUCCCCGUCGAACACACUCAUUGGGACACUCUACUACCACGACAACACCGUACAUGGCAUGCGGCCAUCUUACGAUCGAAAUCGGCAGAGUUCAUCCACCUUUGGAACGCAAAAAUAAGGACGAACUGCGACUGCAUGGUGUUUCGGUUGACGCCAUCGCAAAAGUCAGUACCGUAUUUACGAAUCCAGAGCUGAGUCUCGAAGAUCCAAUCACUGCCAACGGAGACUUGAAAGACAUGUGCUCCUUUGUCGCAGAGCUACAAGAAUAUCCAGGCAACGAAACCGUCUUCUCUGCCUUCUGGCAGACACUAGUCGCCGGAAAAGAUGCUACCGAAAUGGCGAAGGCGCCGAUAGCCUAUGAGGAGAUUAUCUCCCUUCUCCUCGACGCAUCCACGGGGCUGUCCCCGUCGCUUCCAGGACAGACGUACUCUGCACGACAAAGAAAAACGUUUCAGGAUGUAAGGACCUCAAUGAUGCAUGCUAUGCGGAAUCGCAGGCUGUGCUUCACUGCUAAGGGUUACUUGGGGCUAGUGUCGGAGACAAGCAAGGUGGGGGACGAAAUUCACAUUUUGGAUGGGUGCCAUGUUCCAUACCUUCUGAGGAAAGUUGAGGGCAGGAGGCAUCGACUAGUUGGAGAGUGUUACGUGCAUGGGAUUAUGAGAGGAGAGGCUGUUCAGGAUGGCCAGAGCAUGGAUGAGAUAGUCUUGAUGAAUUUUAUGCAGACAAUGGCAAGCUCGCAAGGAUUGAUUGAGCUUUUGUCGGCCUCGAUGGUUGAGCCCAGCUUGGUUGUUUUUUCUCCCGCUGAAACUCAAGCACCUUGCUCCUUCCCUUACAAGAGUCAAGCUGUCAUCACGUUUUGCUUACAUCCUUCACUGCAUGCGAUUGCCAACCUCAUCUCGUCAAACCACCUCCACCACUCCCAACAUCUUUGGAACAGCUCUUUCAGCUAUCCUAACGGCAAAACACAGACUCAAUUUGAAUCAUCAAGUCGCGCAAAAAAACAUCGUGUUUCAAUAUGGCUGAGUCAAGAGAGGUUUGAACACCCCCAACUUCCGAAGCUCGGAGUCGCAGACAUCUUGGAAGAGGUGCUAACAUGCCGGCAGGAACAGGAGAAUCCCAUUAUACUCCCUUCGAUCGAGUUCUCUCCGGCUGUUAAGGUUGAGAGCUCUCCUCACGUUGUUCCCCUGUCUUCCUCUCCCCACAAUCCUCCGGCCGAGGCUUCUGCAAUCGACAACGCGCCAUCUGAGGCCUCUCCAGUCUUUGAUCAAUUGGCACAGGCAUCUUCAGUCAUUGCGCCUCCGGUUCAUUUCCAUCAUCCCGGCAUCCCCCCAGUCCGGGCUUUUGCUCCUCUGGACCAGAAUCCUCCCCUCAUAAACGCAGUGGACCGGACCCCUUCCGCUGUCAAUCCUCGCCCCGUCAUCGAAGCCCGGGCGUUGAAUCCUCCUGCCGUGUUACCGCCGCUUCCUACUCGUCGUGGCAACGCACCUCCAACUCAACCCGGCCCCUCUAUUCCUCAGAUAGCCGAUCCCUCUCACGUGGGCAACCCGCCUCCCCCCAAUCCCGGUCCAAGGGGCCGUUACAGCUUUCAAGGCCUGAUGGACAUCUGCCAGGGAAUGGAGGCAGAGAUCUUGUCAAAUGCCCUUGGCAACACGAAGGCCAGAGGUGACGAAGGAAGCUUCAAGACCCCGUUGGAAUACGCGGUCAUUCGCCGAAUCAAGACCACUAUGAUGGUGAAUCGACAUACCGCAGUCGCUGAACAGACUCGUAUUGAGGACGACUUCAGAAAACUUUCAGGUCAAGAACAGAGCAGGCCGAUUAUGAAGAUGAGUGGGUCGCUCAAUGACAUGAUGAGGGGCUUUGACCGUUAG